Molecule: messenger RNA, 1819 nt
Organism: Athalia rosae (coleseed sawfly)
Lineage: Eukaryota; Metazoa; Arthropoda; Insecta; Hymenoptera; Athaliidae
Gene: ImpL2
Product: neural/ectodermal development factor IMP-L2
Exons: 8
Coding region: 216-1127 (303 amino acids)
Biological process (GO): homophilic cell-cell adhesion; dendrite self-avoidance; axon guidance
Cellular component (GO): axon; plasma membrane
Molecular function (GO): cell-cell adhesion mediator activity
Source: RefSeq, a predicted model, not a curated record
AAAUCAGUUCCCAGGUUGACGUGGUCUAAAAUAAACAGUUUUUCGCGUAUUUCUAUUAAACGUAUACACAUAUAUAAAAUCGCACAAUUCUGUUUUUUUUUCUUUUUCAAAUUAGUUUCUAAUUUUUGAUAUCGUAUAUCUAAUCAAAAUCAACCAACGAUAAAAAUUGCUAUACAAGUACAUCCCAUUGAACACCUUUACAUAUAGAACUAAAGAUGCAUCGACUCGCCAUAAUGUUCUCGGCAGGCUUACUGCUUCUGGUAUCCACGAUUCCACAUAAAACGAACGGUGUACCAUUGUCAUUUUUGAGGGAACGUGUUCAAGAAGAUGCGGACGAAGAAGCGGCGAUCGAGGAAAAUGAAAUCGAUCGCGAUGUAAUGGUAGCGCCACCUGCGAGUGUUGCCCAAACCAGACAAACUGUCAAAGGGAAAAACAAAUUUCAGAUAAAUAAUAAAGAAUGGGUCCAGAUGUCAAGUAGUCCACCCGGCGCUAUAAGCUUACCUCUGAGAUCUCACAUCGAAUUGGAGUGCGAAGCUAUAGGAAGUCCCAUGCCUCAAAUCCACUGGCUGAGAGGUGCAGAGCCACUUCGCCAGCUAGAUGAAUUGAUGGGGAACAGCAUUGCGGACAUUAAUACUACGCCUAACAGUUGGGGAGGAGUGGCAAAGACCAGAUCUCGGCUAGUCAUUGACUGUGCUUCCACAAGAGAUCAAGGCAUAAUUACCUGUGCCGCAGUUGCUGGCAGUAGGACGGUUGUAUCAAAGCCAACCAUGCUCAUUAUUAAUGAACUCAGCAAGGCAAACGGCAGCAGUUGUCUAGCAGAAACUAAACCUAGGGUAACACUUCAUUCCCCGACUAUGGUGGCACCCAUAGGAUCAACAAUUGCACUUCCCUGUAGGGCUAGUGGCAGACCCCGAGCUCCCCGUACACUUUGGCUGGAUAACAGCAAUCAGCCUAUCACAUCGACUUCUAACCCUCGUUAUAAGGUACUGGGAAGUGGAGAGCUUGUGAUCUUCCCUCUACUUUGGAGCGAUAUGGGUGAAUUGACCUGCAUCGCUCAGUCGGAUCGAGGCGAGGAUAUAGCGAUUACGUUUUUGUAUCCAUUGUCGAAUGAGGAUAAUGAAAGCUAAGCGCGUCAAUGACAAUGCAUCGUACAAAGAAUCUAAAUCAUUGAUAGAUCAACUUUUGAUUAACCGUCUCUCUAAAUUGGAUGAUUAAAACCAACGAGUCAUAUUUGCAUACUUAUUUGCAUUGCAUUGGUCAAUGCAUUCAAUUUUCUAGUCACUAAGUGUUAAGUAGUCUUAUUUUUGAAAGUAUUGCCUUGAAUUUGUUUCACUAAAGUAUGAUUAAGAAAUAAGUAUGACUAUACAUUCCGCUUAAUAUAUUUUUGAUUUUAUAAAAAGUAUAAUGCUAUAUAUGGUAGUACUUCGAAGUAUUGAAUUUGUCAUUAUUAAUAUUAUCUAAGUUAUGAUCGCCUAACAGUAAAUAUGAACCACAUGAACAAUUCAUUAUUAUCACUUAUAUUAGAUUAGAAUCGUUGUAGUAUCGACGAAUUCAGAACUGUGCGGUUCCAACAGAAUCUCACUGAAUACUUACAUUUAUUAGUAGUACGAUGAGUUUCAGAGUGAUUAUUUCUGUUCCUAUAAUAUUUAACAUAAAUACUCGUAAGAUUGAUUUCUACAUACCUAAAACUGAAAAACAGUAUACUUAUGUGUAACGAAACUAUAAUAUAAUGUAUUUCCUUGUAACACGUUACGUUCUUUUGAAAAUAUACUUGCAAAAUGAUCCAGAUAAAUACAAACUGCCUACGUUCCAAUGAAAA